Messenger RNA from Closterium sp. Naga37s-1, 1131 nucleotides. Lineage: Eukaryota; Viridiplantae; Streptophyta; Zygnematophyceae; Desmidiales; Closteriaceae. The record is from the annotation of a GenBank genome assembly.
AUGGUGCCUUCUGAAACACCCCAUUCCAUUUCGAAAUGCCCCUUUCCUCCAUCCCCGUCUCCCUCUCACCCUGCCUUUCCCCGGUCCUCUCCUCACUUCCCCAGCCAUCUUCCCACUUCUGCUGUCGAUCCGCCCUGCUUCCAGCACUGCAACCGCCCCUCCCCCUCUCUCCUCUCCUCGCUGCGCUCACACCACCUCCUCCCCCUCGCGGGCCUCCCCCUCUUCCACGCCAACUGGACGCUCCGCCACCCGCCACCUGUCCCACUCCCGCCACCUGGCGGACCCGUCUCCGCUGACAUGGCGGCUAACGUGGCGGCUGACAUGGCGAAUGCUCCAGGAGGGGCGGCUGUUGACGCGGAUGGGGACGGAUUUGCGGGGGUGAGGGGGGUGGUUGGGGAGGACUGGGUGGUGGUGGUGGCGGUGCCACCUGGCGCGAUGCUAUUGGAUAAGAUGGAGGAGAUGGUGGAUGAGAUGAUUCAAGACAACUGGUGGCACGGGCGAGUGGUGUACUUCCGAGGAGGCAUGGGCGUGCAGGAAGCCCGGGCUCUCUUCUCUCGCACGCUGCUCCUCAUUUCGCCGCCAGGGGAGGCUCUCGACUUGAUUCUCUUCAUGCCUCGCUCACAAUCACCCAUCCACCUUCCCCAUCUCCCCAACCCCUUCCCCCCCUCCUCCCCUUCCUCUCCCAACAGCCAGGGCUCUCUUCUCGCGCACGCUGCUCCUCAUCGCGCCACCAGGGGAGGCUCUAGACUUCAUUCUCUUCAUGCCUCCUGCUGCUGUCGUGCUCGAGUUACAUCCCUUUUUGUGGGGAGGGCCUGGGGUGCCUUGACCGGCUUCUCAUGGAUAACCCUCGUUCCUCCCUCCUCCUGCUCUCCUUCCCUCCUCCUGCUCCCCUCCCUCCUUCUGCCCGCCUCCCCACCCUCUUCCCGGCCCAACAGCCACGGCUCUCUUUUCGCGCACUCUCCUUCUCAUCUCGCCACCAGGGGAGGCUCUAGACUUCAUUCUCUUUAUGCCUCGCUCACAACCAACCAUCAAUUUACCCCAUCUCCCCACCCCAUUCCCCCCUCCUCCCAACAGCCAGGGAACUCUUCUCUCGCACUCUCCUCCUCAUCUCGCCACCAGGGGAGGCUCUAA